UCAUUUUUCCACAUAGUUUUUGUGCAUCAUUUUAUCUUUAAAAAUAUAACAAGCGAGGGUAAAUUUAAUUCCAUUGUUUUUAGUGGUUUGUGCUAAGCCGGCUCACCGGUUUUUAUAUCCGUAAUGCAAAAAGUUCUAUAAAACAAACACUACACAUUUUGCUUUAUUAAAGUGUGACUAUUAUUAAUUUAAUCAUGACGGUGCCUAAUAAGAUGGAUGUAGAUCGCGGUGAGGGCUUUCGCCCUUACUAUAUCACUAAAAUAGAGGAGUUGCAGUUGGUUGUUGCUGAAAAAAGUCAAAACUUGCGACGUCUGCAAGCCCAAAGAAAUGAACUCAAUUCUAAAGUAAGAAUGCUAAGGGAAGAACUCCAACUUUUGCAAGAACAAGGUAGCUACGUUGGAGAAGUUGUAAAGCCCAUGGACAAGAAGAAGGUUUUAGUCAAAGUACACCCUGAAGGUAAAUUUGUUGUCGACUUGGAUAAGAAUAUUGAUAUCAAUGAUGUUACACCAAACUGUCGUGUAGCUCUGCGUAAUGAAAGCUAUACUUUACACAAAAUUUUACCUAACAAAGUUGAUCCAUUAGUCUCUCUCAUGAUGGUUGAGAAAGUCCCAGAUUCAACUUACGAAAUGGUCGGUGGUCUAGAUAAGCAAAUCAAAGAGAUUAAAGAAGUAAUUGAAUUGCCAGUGAAACACCCUGAAUUGUUUGAUGCUUUGGGUAUUGCUCAACCUAAAGGUGUGUUAUUGUAUGGCCCCCCUGGUACCGGUAAAACCCUGUUAGCCCGUGCUGUAGCCCAUCACACAGAAUGUACUUUCAUCAGAGUCUCAGGCUCAGAACUUGUACAAAAAUUCAUUGGUGAAGGCAGUCGUAUGGUGCGUGAACUAUUCGUCAUGGCCAGAGAACAUGCACCCUCAAUCAUCUUCAUGGACGAAAUCGAUUCUAUCGGUUCAUCACGUAUAGAAUCAGGCAGCGGUGGAGACUCUGAAGUGCAACGUACUAUGUUGGAACUUCUUAACCAACUGGAUGGCUUCGAAGCAACUAAAAACAUCAAAGUAAUCAUGGCAACCAACCGUAUUGACAUCCUAGAUCCAGCUUUGCUCCGUCCUGGUCGCAUUGACAGGAAAAUUGAGUUCCCACCACCGAAUGAGGAAGCUCGUUUAGAUAUCUUGAAAAUUCAUUCAAGGAAAAUGAAUUUGACUAGAGGAAUUAACCUGCGCAAGAUUGCUGAGCUCAUGCCAGGUGCUUCUGGAGCUGAGGUGAAAGGAGUGUGUACGGAAGCUGGAAUGUAUGCUUUGAGGGAACGCAGGGUACAUGUUACACAAGAAGAUUUUGAAAUGGCGGUGGCUAAGGUUAUGCAGAAGGAUUCGGAGAAAAAUAUGUCCAUCAAGAAGUUAUGGAAAUAA
Messenger RNA from Ctenocephalides felis (cat flea), 1400 nucleotides. Its product is annotated as 26S proteasome regulatory subunit 8. Gene Ontology annotation, cellular component: proteasome regulatory particle, base subcomplex. Bases 195 to 1400 code for a protein of 401 amino acids. The record is from RefSeq and is a predicted model, not a curated record. Gene Ontology annotation, molecular function: proteasome-activating activity; ATP binding; ATP hydrolysis activity. Gene Ontology annotation, biological process: proteasome-mediated ubiquitin-dependent protein catabolic process. NCBI's taxonomy places the organism in Eukaryota, Metazoa, Arthropoda, Insecta, Siphonaptera, Pulicidae. The transcript has a single exon.